UCCGUCAAGCCGCCGCCCGGAUCCACAUCACACUCCGCCUCUCCGCUCACCCCGCCGCCAGCUUCGUCCGACGACCUCCAGCCCCGCCCGACGGCCUCCAGCUUCGAGUCGACGACGUCCGCAUCGUCCUCAACCCGACCACCCCGAGCAAGUCCACCUCGCCGUCGACCUCCAACUCCUCCUCUCCGUCGGCUUCCAACUCCGCACCUGUCGAGUUCGUCAUCAUCAAUUCCAAGAUGCUGCGGAGGUUUAGUGAGGUUAUGGGGUCAAGGACCAUUCUUCGCACAGCCACCGCAGUUCAGGCUACCAAGGCCCAGCACCCCACAUCUCCUUUGAUCCCGGGGUUUGGAGCAGUGACUCGUGCUUUCAGCUCAAGGUCUCUCUGGAAGGGAGCUUUCGUUGAUGCUUUCCUGUCUAGGAUAAAGAACAAUGGAGGAGCAAUGAAUGGCAAGAAGAUUUGGUCUCGUAGAUCUUCAAUUUUGCCGGAAUUUGUUGGUUCUUCUGUGCUCAUUUACAAUGGGAAAACUCAUGUUCGUUGCAAGAUUAAUGAGGGGAAGGUUGGCCAUAAGUUUGGUGAGUUUGCUUUUACGCGGAGACGGAGACCCCAUCGAACAACUAUAGCAAAGGGCAAACAAGUAAAGGGCAAAAAGUAAAA
Molecule: messenger RNA, 655 nt
Organism: Lolium rigidum
Lineage: Eukaryota; Viridiplantae; Streptophyta; Magnoliopsida; Poales; Poaceae
Product: ribosomal protein S19, mitochondrial-like
Exons: 4
Coding region: 237-653 (138 amino acids)
Biological process (GO): translation; ribosomal small subunit assembly
Cellular component (GO): cytosolic small ribosomal subunit; ribosome
Molecular function (GO): RNA binding; structural constituent of ribosome
Source: RefSeq, a predicted model, not a curated record